GACCAGCCCCACAAGGCCAACCCAUUUGCCCAAGGGUGCUGAGCUGAUGAGAAGCAGGGUUGGUCUCUGAGAGAUGGAUAGCUGCCCGCUUUUUACCAUCCUGAACUGCCAAGGGUCGCCAGGCUGGCUUGGCCAAGCCCCCCAGGACGCCUCUCGGUGUGAGGAGGGAAGUCAGUGAAUAACACACAGAAAGCGAACACCUAGACAGGAGCCCCGCGGAGGAGACCAAGGCGGCCAGCAAGAGGCUGCAGGGCCGGGUGCAGGGCCUCCUGGCGUCGGCUCCCCGCUCCGUGCCACCGGCCCGAGCCAUGAUGAAGACCUUGUCCAGCGGGAACUGCACGCUCAGCGUGCCCGCCAAGAACUCGUACCGCAUGGUGGUGCUGGGUGCCUCGCGGGUGGGCAAGAGCUCCAUCGUCUCCCGCUUCCUCAACGGCCGCUUCGAGGACCAGUACACGCCUACCAUUGAGGACUUCCAUCGGAAGGUCUACAACAUCCGAGGUGACAUGUACCAGCUGGACAUCCUGGACACGUCUGGCAACCACCCCUUCCCUGCCAUGCGCAGGCUCUCCAUCCUCACAGGUGACGUCUUCAUCCUGGUGUUCAGCCUGGAUAACCGGGAGUCCUUCGACGAGGUCAAGCGCCUCCAGAAGCAGAUCCUGGAGGUCAAAUCCUGCCUGAAGAACAAGACCAAGGAGGCGGCGGAACUGCCCAUGGUCAUCUGUGGCAAUAAGAACGACCACGGUGAGCUGUGUCGGCAGGUGCCCACCACCGAGGCCGAGCUGCUGGUGUCCGGGGACGAGAACUGCGCCUACUUCGAGGUGUCGGCCAAGAAGAACACCAACGUGGAUGAGAUGUUCUACGUGCUCUUCAGCAUGGCCAAGCUGCCCCACGAGAUGAGCCCGGCCUUGCACCGCAAGAUCUCCGUGCAGUACGGCGACGCCUUCCACCCCCGGCCCUUCUGCAUGCGCCGCGUCAAGGACAUGGACGCCUAUGGCAUGGUCUCGCCCUUUGCCCGCCGCCCUAGCGUCAACAGUGACCUCAAGUACAUCAAGGCCAAGGUCCUUCGGGAGGGCCAGGCCCGCGAGCGGGACAAAUGCACCAUCCAGUGACCGGGAGGGACGCUGGGGUGGGGCUAGGGCAGUGCCUUCCAGGAGGUGGCCCCAUGUGCCCGCUGUCCAUGUCCCCCCCCCCCGCAACGAGACCCCCAAUGGCAGCCAUGUUCGAAGGCCUCUGGCACCAGAAUGGACGACCCCAGUCUCUGACCUCUGUAUGUUCUCCUGCCUUUUCACCACUUCCCUCUGAUUCUGCUUUUCUGAGGUCCCCUGUGCUUCCAGCACCCAAAUCAGGGCCGCCCUAACCUUAGGGCUGUAAGAAAUGCUGAUGCCAGAGGGGCCAGACUCCCUACCCGGAGGGAGACUCCUGGAACAGUCGUAGCAAGGUAGAACCGAGCCCCCCAGAGCAAGGCGGGAAAGGACUCAGGCCCUCUGGUCUCGGCUUAGCUGCUCCCACCCCCAGCCUGGGGGUGGCCCUCAGGUGUCCCUGACGGUGAGCCAGUGGCCGCUGACUGUAUGAAGGAAGAGGAGCGUGGCCAUGUCCGUGGACCACGCCCAUCCCUGGACUGCCUGGCCUCCACUGGCCUCCGCCGUGUCUGUCUGUCUGUCUCUCUCUCCCAGUUUCCUCCCCUCUGUCUGCUGGUUGUGCUUUGCAGUUCUAGCUGUCCUCCCGUUGUGCGUAGCUGUAGGAACAGAAAUCCUUGUACUGUAAAAGCUGCCCCCGCCUGGCUGGCCGGACCCCACUGCCUCUCCUGGGGACCCUCCCUCCCCCGAUCCUGAUCCCGGACAGGGUUCCGGGGUCCUGCCUCCGGCUAGACACUGCCCUCCGUCAUGAGCUUCACAGUUUACACUUGCACUUGGGGGGGCGGGCAGGCUGGGGCUGCUUCUCCUCCUGCCCCCUCCUCCCUUCCCCCGACCCACGUCCCCUUUCCCUCCCCCGUGUCACAGAGGAGGUGGUACGCUUCAGCCCAUCCCCGAGGCACCUGGUUCAGGGCAGGGAUCUGCCUCGAACCACACUAUCUCCUACUGUGCUCGCUUCUUAAGCAUUUAUUGAGCACCUGCUGGGUGCUGGGUCCACUGUGUGCUAGGAAACAAAGAGGGUGAGCAGUGCACUUUAUGCCUCCCAGGCCAGGCCCUUUCCCAACCCUGGCCUCUUUCCCUCACCCGCAUGGCCUGUGCCCACCCCUGCCACCCCACUGCCCUGUGCCCUGUGUGCUGUUUGGGGGUGGGAGGGGGGUGCAGGAGCAGCUGGGAACCAGAGCCGAGCCCGGAGAGGUAGGUGGGAAAGCUCCUCGGGGGUCCCUAGCCUGUACCUAGCGCUGGACGGCUGCGGACCAGGUGUGGCGGGAUUUGAGCAUGUCUUGUCCUCAGCUCUUAACAAAUAUAUUUUGUAUCUUAAUCUCCUUUAAAAUACUGAGAUUUAGGCCUACCAGGAACUUUAGUGAUCAUCUAGUGACUCUUUCUGAGACCCAGAGAGGGUGACUGUCUCUCUGGUCCCAGCGCACAUGGCAAGUCUGCGACUGGCAGAAGUGGGGCUAAGUCUGGGUAUCGGGCACACCACCCCCCCCAUGCUUCCUUAGCCCCGGGCGGGGGGAGGGGCCCUUCAGAAACCAGAGCGCCUUUUCCCUGACCCUUUCUCUAGAUUGCCCUUUGAGGGUUCCUGUAAAUUCUGUGUACACACACGUGAACACCGAGUUCUACACGGGCCCCAACCCCAGCUUGCCGUACCCUAUCCCUCUCCCCUGGCACCUCGCUUCCAUGCCCUCACCCAGCCCCAGCCUGCACCCUCUAGGCAGACCGGGUACCAUCGCCAGGACAGGUGUGUGGCCUGGUCCCACCCCAUGAUGUCCCCCUGCUGCCCCAGAUCUCUGUGUACGCUACCAAUUAAAGUGGGUUUGUUUCUAA
Neogale vison (American mink) is the source of this 2957-nucleotide messenger RNA. RefSeq names its product RASD family member 2 (gene RASD2). Gene Ontology annotation, molecular function: GTPase activity; GTP binding. The record is from RefSeq and is a predicted model, not a curated record. NCBI's taxonomy places the organism in Eukaryota, Metazoa, Chordata, Mammalia, Carnivora, Mustelidae. Bases 309 to 1109 code for a protein of 266 amino acids. The transcript is spliced from 3 exons.